Messenger RNA from Puccinia triticina, 1494 nucleotides. RefSeq lists its product as uncharacterized. The coding region runs from base 1 to 1494 and encodes 497 amino acids. NCBI's taxonomy places the organism in Eukaryota, Fungi, Basidiomycota, Pucciniomycetes, Pucciniales, Pucciniaceae. The transcript has 3 exons. The record is from RefSeq and is a predicted model, not a curated record.
AUGGGCAGACUGCUGAGAAGGGUCUCAUUCGUAGUCUCAGAGCAAGCUGGCAGAGCGACAUCAAUCAUUUCCAGUUCGGUGAUCUCAGCUGCCCGCACAAUCCGUAAAACAGAAGGGUUUCCAUUCAUCGAACCUUCUCAUGCUCUCACAAAGAGAGCUUAUCCCAAGCAUCAAUUAGAAGUUGAACCAGGCCUGAAUUGGAAGGUUCCAAGCAUAAAUUUGGAGGUCGAGUCAUAUCGUGAAGGUGGCCCUCAUGGUUUUCGUGACAAGAGACUGGUUAAAAAGAUCCAAAAAUACAAGAUACGGAUCCCUAUACGAGAUGAAGGACUGAAAGUUGAACAACAUCAACAUCUUCGGCUUAUUCAUGACACCUUUGCUAUCCUAGAAAGCAAGGAGCGUUUUGCACCUUCAAACAUUGAAAUUCUAAUUCGAAAUCUCAAAGAAUUAGGCACCGGGCCACAGCUUUCAGACCUUGUGCCUGAAGGUGUAAAAGGCGGUGCCUCAAGGUUUGAAAUACGUUUAUUUGAUGUUCUAAUAAGAUGCUUUGACGAGGAGAAAUUGCAGUGGUGGUGCCAACUAUAUGAUUCUUGGCACUCACUGAAUACAAGCUUUUUGGACGAGGUCAGCAUAAUCCUUCAAAUGAAAGAUCUCAGAAAAGCCUUGCACGAAUUAAGGGUGAAAGCCCAGAUGGCAAACUCGAUUUCAAAAAACCGGCCAAAUUCAAAGUCAUCGCCCGUUGAAUCCCAGACCGGGACGGUUGAUCGUGAUGAUCGGUCAUAUUUGUACAGAAAAAUUGACUUGAUCUCCCCUGGAAUCUGGAAAUUUUGCCUACCGAUGAAAAAUAACAAGUUAGAUUUAACAUUCUUGCGAAGCAACCCGAUCGCUCGCUUGAGUUGGUUUUUGGAUGGCUUGGAUCCGGCUGAAAUGAUUGCAUACGCCCAAGCGCUUCAUAACCCUCGGCUGCUCUCCCUGCCAGAACUGAUGAGAAGACAGCUUGUACUCGAGCAGGCUUACAAGGCCGAACCAAGCCAAAAAUUUGCAGAAGCCAGUUGGUUUGUACAACGCAUAGGUUGGGAUCAAUUUCAAAGAAUCAUACUGGAAUUCGAGAGAUUACCACAACACAAUCGCAAGCUUAAGGUAGGAGGGCCCUCAAGCCGCGGGACUAGAGACAUAUUCAGUACAGGAAAAAAUUUGCCACAUUGCUUGAGCGAUCUAUCGGAGAAAAAAAAAACUGAUAUUUCGAAGAAAGCGUUGAAUCUUUCCCAGAAAGGGCUGAAUGAUCUUUCGAAGAAAGAGUUGAACGAUAUUUUGGAGAAGAACAAAUUUCCUACGAUUAGCCCGGAGGACAACCUCUCGUCGAACAUGAUGGAUUGGCUGAGAAACUUGUGCCUUGAGCUGGUUAAACGACUCCAAAGUUGGAGUGAGCCGGUUUCCAGAUUGGGAAAUGUCUUCAUGAGCAAGCUGUUAUUUUGCCGCCAGUGUUCAAAAUUCUAG